GCCGCCGCCACUUCCGGCGCGCUGUGGCGGGCGGGCGAUGGCGGCGCAGUUCCGCAGCUACGUGUGGGACCCGGCGCUGAUCGUGGCGCAGAUGGUGCUGCUGCAGGCGGGCUACUACAGCUCGCUCGGGCUCUGGCUCGCCCUCCUCGGCACCCUGGGCAGGACCGGGCCCUCCCUCCACCAGGUCUUCAGCGACGAGAUUUUAGGCUUCUCAACCCCGCCGGGGAGGCUCUCCAUGAUGGCUUUCAUCCUCAAUGCGCUCACCUGUGCUCUGGGCUUGCUGUACUUCAUCCGCCGAGGAAAGCAGUGCCUGGAUUUCACAGUCACCGUUCACUUCUUCCACCUUCUGGGCUGCUGGAUUUAUAAUUCGCACUUUCCCUCAACCCUGACGUGGUGGCUGGUGCACAUCGUGUGCACCGCGCUGAUGGCUGCCAUCGGGGAGUACCUCUGCAUGAGGAUAGAACUCAGAGAAAUCCCCCUCAAUUCUGCCCCCAAAUCCAACGUAUAGACUUGCUCUGGCAACAACAUGCUGCAUUAUGUCAUUGUUUCCAGCACAAGUGCAUCUAAUGCCGGAGAAUCAUCACUGAAGAAGCACAGCAGGUCUGUUUAGACUUUUUUUUUUUUUUUUUUUGGACCUUGGUGACUGCAUGAGUGUGAGCAUCUCCUCUGGCAUCAGCCAACAACGGGGGAGGAGCAGAUGUUUAUUUUGUUAACACAAAGCAUUUAAUAUGACUGUAUGGCGAGUGUGCUCUUCCACUCUUCACUCAUGAGACUGUUAAAAGCCAGGUAGCAAGAUUUGACGCGUGAGGAGCAUCUGGAAUUUAACAAAUGUGGGAGUGCCCUAUGUGGGUAAUGCAGUGGUCAGCUCUUCUUGCAGGAGCUGGCACAGUGAGCAGUGGGGCUGGGAGCUGCUGCUUCCGAUCUGUAACUUGUUUAGGCUUUGGUUGGAAAAAAAGUCGAGGAAGUGAAUGGAUGGGGAGAAAGAAAGUAGUUGUACUUACCUGAAUCACCAGCUGAGACUCUCAAUAACCUAUAACGUUAGAUGGGUUUGUUUGCUGUUUCCAUGUUUAAUACACAGAUGUCAGACAGCAGUUUGCUGAAGAAAUCUUUUGUAAUAAUAAAAAUAUUAUGUUGCUGUGA
Aquila chrysaetos chrysaetos is the source of this 1140-nucleotide messenger RNA. RefSeq names its product SYS1 golgi trafficking protein (gene SYS1). Gene Ontology annotation, biological process: Golgi to endosome transport; protein localization to Golgi apparatus; Golgi to plasma membrane protein transport. Bases 38 to 508 code for a protein of 156 amino acids. Gene Ontology annotation, cellular component: Golgi membrane; trans-Golgi network. The record is from RefSeq and is a predicted model, not a curated record. The transcript has 3 exons. Lineage: Eukaryota; Metazoa; Chordata; Aves; Accipitriformes; Accipitridae.